This is a messenger RNA of Ailuropoda melanoleuca (giant panda), 1985 nucleotides long. RefSeq names its product msh homeobox 1 (gene MSX1). Gene Ontology annotation, cellular component: nucleus. Gene Ontology annotation, molecular function: DNA-binding transcription factor activity, RNA polymerase II-specific; RNA polymerase II transcription regulatory region sequence-specific DNA binding. NCBI's taxonomy places the organism in Eukaryota, Metazoa, Chordata, Mammalia, Carnivora, Ursidae. The transcript has 2 exons. The coding region runs from base 16 to 1251 and encodes 411 amino acids. The record is from RefSeq and is a predicted model, not a curated record. Gene Ontology annotation, biological process: embryonic morphogenesis; regulation of transcription by RNA polymerase II.
CCGGAGCGCUGCCCAAUGGCUUGCGCCGGGCCCUCCCCCUCGCGUGCUGAUUGGCCGCCGCCGCGCCGGCCUCGCCUUAUUAGCAAGUUCUCUGGGGAGCUGCGGCCCGACCCGGAGCCGGCGAGUGCGCCCGGGAACUCGGCCUGCGCGGCGGCGCCAGCGAAGAACCAGGCCCCGAGCGCCGGAGCUGGCCUUCUGGGGAGGGGCGAGGCGCGCGCGCGAGGGCCCGCCCGGCCAGGGCCCCGGGCGCUCGCAAAGGCCGGCCGCGCUCCCAGCCCGCCCGAAGCCCAUGCCCGGCGGCUGGCCCGUGCUGCGGCUGGAGGGGGGGCCCGGCUCUGCAUGGCCCCGGCUGCUGACAUGACUUCUUUGCCGCUCGGUGUCAAAGUGGAGGACUCCGCCUUCGGCAAGCCGGCGGGGGGAGGCGGGGGCCAGGCCCCCAGCACCACCGCGGCCACGGCGGCCGCCAUGGGCGCAGACGAGGAGGGGGCCAAGCCCAAAGUGUCCCCUUCACUCCUGCCCUUCAGCGUGGAGGCGCUCAUGGCCGACCACAGGAAGCCCGGGGCCAAGGAGAGCGCCCUGGUGGCCUCUGAGGGCGCCCAGGCGGCGGGCGGCUCUGCGCAGCCCCUGGGCGCCCGGCCGGGGUCGCUGGGAGCCCCGGACGCGCCGUCUUCGCCACGGCCGCUGGGCCAUUUCUCGGUGGGAGGACUCCUCAAGCUGCCAGAAGAUGCGCUGGUCAAAGCCGAGAGCCCCGAGAAGCCCGAGAGGACCCCGUGGAUGCAGAACCCCCGCUUCUCCCCGCCCCCGGCCAGGCGGCUGAGCCCCCCGGCCUGUACCCUGCGCAAGCACAAAACCAACCGCAAGCCGCGGACACCCUUCACCACCGCGCAGCUGCUGGCGCUGGAGCGCAAGUUCCGCCAGAAGCAGUACCUGUCCAUUGCCGAGCGCGCCGAGUUCUCCAGCUCGCUCAGCCUCACCGAGACGCAGGUGAAGAUCUGGUUCCAGAACCGCCGCGCCAAGGCCAAGAGACUGCAGGAGGCAGAGCUGGAAAAGCUGAAGAUGGCCGCCAAGCCCAUGCUGCCCCCGGCUGCCUUUGGCCUCUCCUUCCCGCUCGGCGGCCCCGCGGCGGUAGCGGCCGCGGCCGGCGCCUCGCUCUACGGGGCCUCGGGCCCCUUCCAGCGCGCCGCGCUGCCGGUGGCGCCCGUGGGACUCUACACAGCCCAUGUGGGCUACAGCAUGUACCACCUGACAUAGAGGGUCCCAGGGUCCCCUCCCUGUGGUACCAGCCGAUUCCUCCAGCCCCGCUCUCCUGCCAGCCGCAGGAGCCAUCCCCCAACGAGCUCCCUUGUUCGGCACCGCCCGGCUCCUUCCCCUUUAACCCCCACGCUGCUCUGGUUUAUCCUCGGCUGCUCCCUGCGUUCACUCUCCAAUGUCUGAUCCCCUUCCCCAAAGUGGCUGGAAGGGGCCCUUAACACUCCUCUAGAAUCUAGAUCUACGCUUUGUGUUACAGAUGGAGAAACUGGGGUUAGAGAGGUGUAGACUUCCCCGCGGUCCCCAGCACAGUUAGCGGUUGGACCGGCACUAGGCUGCUGCGUCCUGUCCUGACAUCAGGCAGGAGAAGCACAGGGAAACUCACGACUGAAGAUUUUGGAAAAUAAGAACAGUUGGAGAAAAAGAAAAGAGCAAGCCAGGGGAGAUGGAAACCCCGGUCCUUCCAUCGGAAAACUUCAGAGAUCUUCAACUGCAAAACGUCUGCUUUUGGUGGGGGGAGGGGGUCACACAGAUGCGUUGCCAAGGUAGGUUGAAGGGACCUCUCUCACCAGUACCAGAAAAAAACUGUAAAAUAAAAUUUAAAACUCCUGUUUCUAUUUAACAGUACAUUUGUGUGACUCUCACGAAUCCCUUUGGAAGGGGUUGUGUGUAAUAUACUGUAUAUUUGAAAUUUUAUUAUCAUUUAUAUUAUAGCUAUAUUUGUUAAAUAAAUUAAU